Mytilus californianus (California mussel) is the source of this 1596-nucleotide messenger RNA. RefSeq lists its product as uncharacterized. Bases 1 to 1596 code for a protein of 531 amino acids. The transcript is spliced from 5 exons. NCBI's taxonomy places the organism in Eukaryota, Metazoa, Mollusca, Bivalvia, Mytilida, Mytilidae. The record is from RefSeq and is a predicted model, not a curated record.
AUGGAGGACGUUACAGAACUAAAGUUCAACACUCAAGUAAAAAGUCAAUUUGCAUGUCGAUCAGCUGAUAAUCAGACUGUAGCUACCAAACCUUCAGGAAAUAUGAUAUGUGGUUCGGCUAAAAGACUGUAUAAAUAUGAGGGAGUUUUUGCAAACACAUCAUUACUGACUAAAAAAGAGAGUUCUAUAGAAUUUUCUAUUACAUUUCAACAAACGUUUUUGCAGUCGCCAAACUAUGUUAAAUUUCCGAUUUUUGAAUUGGGAUUUACAAAUGACAGCAUCAGCACACUAUUUUUGCAUCCUAUAUUAUUUUCUGUAAGUGCUUUCCCUUGCCAAAAAAAGUUUAGUGUAUGUCUUUUAACAGGCAGUGGAGUUUUGAUUGAGAGUAAAACCAUAUUUAAAAGUGAAACUAAUUCACGAUAUGCAGAAGGUCGAUUUAUACUGAAAUAUCGACCUUCUGAACAUACUCUUUUCCUUCUAGCUAAAUCUCCAAAAGUCAAGAGUACGAUCGAGUUACAUAGAGUUCAGAGCAUGAACUUAAGAAGCCCGUUGUGGCCAGUUUUUGCUGCGUAUGAUUUUAAUGAAAUCGCGGUUUCAAUGAAUAUCAAAACAAAUGAGGUUGGAUUUGAUCGUUAUACAUUGCACCAAAAUUUAUACAUUUCUCACGACAACAAAACGAUGUCUAAUAAAAAUCUAAGUGGCACAUAUCAAAUCACCAAUUUUACAACUCCCAUAAUUUGGAUGCGUCCUAGGCAAAUUGGAAUCUCAAAUGAUUUUCAUACAAUGAUUGAUAUUGAUUUUGACGAUUCAAAUGGGGGUCAUGUAUUUUUUAAGAUCGGCAUUCGUGGGGGAAAAGACACAAUUUUUAAUGCCACUUUACUUUUAGAAUGUAUGCUAUGUGAGGUGGGUUAUUUUUUGGGUUUAUAUCGAACAAUUGGAUACUGUCUGUCGGUUGCUAACGGUACCAAGUAUAUUGCUGUAAGUCACAAUAUGAAACUUUUUUUACAUUACAACCAAGAUGGUAUUAUUGAACUGUAUGUACCUAAUUAUGUGUGGGGGUACAGCUAUUGCUUAAUUCAAUUUGAGCCGUUUCGAAAAACGAUUCCUGAAUUUUAUAUUGAAAAGGUAGACGCAAAGGAUAUUGCUAUAUCUUCUAGCAGAACUACAAAUAUAGAUAACCGAAAGAGAAUUAUGGUAUUGGGACGACCAUUUGAUUUUCUUGGGAGGAGGCAGGAGGAUUUUGAAAAUGACAAACUAGGUCUGAUAAAUGUUGCUGGACCUUGGGAAGGAAGACCAACAAUCAGAGAGGAACCUUGUCCACCCUGUAGAGUACCUAUACCUAUACAAUGUUUAGGAUUACACGAGGAAGAAGAAGAAGAAAAGAAGAGAUUACUCAAUGAAGAAGAAAUUAAACAGCAACAAGCAAAAGUUGAAGAAUGUGAGAAAAGAAUGGGGAAAGGAAGAAAAAGAAGAAAUGAGUAUGACGAAGAGGAGGAAGAGAAACUAAGUUUUAUACUGCAACACAAAAAACUUUUAAUAAUGUCACUUACUGUGGCCGUUUUAGCAAUAUUUGCUUAUAGUUUAUUGUUACAGUGA